UGUCUCUGAAUGUAGAACAUGAUAUGCAAUUUGCAUGAAUACCGUUACUUUAUCUCUGUAACUUGCCACCAGGUAGUCUAAGUAAAGAUGUUAAUAUAAUUCUUAUGAUUUUGUUUUAUGGAAGCCACGCCCAGAUUCUGAAUCCUAGAACUGUAUUGGCCAGACUGUCGGACACUGAAGUCCGUAUUGGCUGUUUUUCUUUCAUAAGGGUCUCAAAGAACUAGAGAUUUGGAAUAUUGGGUUACAGUGUGGCAAAAUGGCGACUGUCAUUCAGAAUCCACUGAAAGCACUUGGUGACCAGUUCUACAAGGAGGCCAUUGAGCACUGUCGCAGCUACAAUGCCCGUUUGUGUGCAGAGCGCAGCGUACGCAUGCCCUUCCUGGACUCUCAGACAGGCGUUGCUCAGAACAACUGUUACAUCUGGAUGGAGAAGCGUCACCGAGGACCAGGGUUGGCGGCAGGUCAGAUGUACACCUACCCAGCACGUUGCUGGAGAAAGAAGAGGCGACUCCAUCAGCCAAUUGACCCUCAGCUUCGCCUUUGUGAACUCCGACUUGAGGCUGAGCUGAUGGCCAAGAGAGAAGCUCCACCCACAGAGGCCACAGCCCUGGAGGCACUGUUAAGGGGUGACGGGCUCCUGGACAAGAGGAACAACAACUCUAAAGAGGAAGAGACAUUGCUGGAAAUCCAGAGGGUGCUUGAGGCAGAUGAAAAUGGGGAUGGUUUCCAUGAUGAUGAGGAUUUUGAAGUGGACACACCAAAGAGGAAGCAUCGAAACAAAGGCAGGAGUCGAGGCUCUGGACGCAGGCGAACAGAAGCGGUGGCCAACGAUGAUCAGGAUAAACCCUACGUGUGUGACAACAGAUACAAACAAAAGCAUAACUCAAAAACUACUGAUGCAGUUUGUGGAAAACGUUACAAAAACCGCCCUGGACUAAGCUACCACUAUGCCCAUACUCACCUUGCUGAAGAGGAGGGUGAGGAAGAGCGAGAAACUGAAAUACCCCAGUCUCCUCCUGUCCACCCUGAGAACCACAAACCACAGAAAGGGCCUGAUGGCACAAUCAUCCCCAAUGACUACUGUGACUUCUGUCUGGGUGACUCCGGCUCCAAUAGGAAGACAGGCCAAGCUGAGAAGCUGGUUUCCUGCUCGGACUGUGGCCGCUCUGCUGAUCGCGUCGGCGGGACCAGGGCGAAGAGGAGGACGAGUGGAGUUCUGGACAUGUUCGGCGACACAUCCGAAAGCGAGGCAUCCACCUUUCAUGGCUUUGAGGAGGACGACCUGGACGGGCUUCUGUCCGAUGACAGCACAGGCUCACCUCAGUGCAGAUAGACAAAGAAUCGCAAGCACUGAAACUGAAAAAACAAAAAAGCUUCAGAGGAACUUUUGGCAUGUGUCUGCUGCCUGUUUUUUUUAUUUUUCUUCUUUCUGUUGUUUUGCUGCAACAUGCAUAAUGGAUUCGCAUCUUCAGACACAGCGUUAACUUCAGGAAUUGCUUUCAAAAGACAAGCUGCAACCUUUUCUAAAUUAAGGAAUGUUGUUUUUAUUGCAUCACACUUCUGUAUACAGAGAGGUGCUAGUUAUUGGACAGAUGAGCCAUUUCUUUCGGACUGUUUUCCGCUAUGGAAAUUUGCAGGGACAUUACCAAUGUGUGGACAUGGAUAACAUAUCACCAUGUACUGUAAGAUAGAAUGCCACCUAUGUGGAAUUCACUUUUGAAAUAGAAAUUAAAGAAUUGCAAACUUAACCUCAAGAUUUUAAAAGGAGGAAAUACUCAGCAUGUGUCUGUAGGUCGGCAAGUGAAGAGGGUUUUUUCUCCUAUCUCUGGAUAAAUACUAUAUUUGCAAAGAAAAGGGAUCACGAGAUUUGGCCCAGAGUCCAAUGGAGAGGCAGAGAAUGGGCUAAGGCCAGGCCCUGAUUGGAUCCAGAGGAAAGGCAGGACAGUUUGCAGAGAGGUAAGAGCCAAUAGGCAUUUAAAUGUCCAUCUCUCCUCCAUUCUCAGGACAGCUUCUAAAUAAUAAUUAUAAUAAUAUCAAAUCAGUUUGCUGGAGGAUACAUGAUACUUGGCCUCUCCCUAGUUGUGUUGGGUAACCAAAAGAAAAGAAGAGUGACUUAUUGUAAGAAUGGACUAUUUUUUGUGUAACUUCCAUUUACAGAUCAUAUUCAGGAAGCCCUUAAAGCUGAAGUGUGUCAUCUCUGUGCCACCUUUUCCACCAAACAGAAUAGCAAAAAUAAGGAUGGUUUUUGGAACUCUCCUCCUGCCAUUGGUCAACAAAACAGAUCAAAACAGUCCUGGCCUAAACUCACUCCAUUGGUUGAGCCAGUCAAGUUGUGUCGGGCUGGGGUGCGUUUCCCAAAAGCAUAAUUAGCCAGCUAUGGUCUCAAGUUCCAUUGAUACCAACAUAGUUCAAUAAUUUGGUGAUUUCCUGAAACCGACCCUCCACCUGUGGUUAGACACAAGUGUAGUUCCUUGUUAGUUUGCUGUGUGGACAUCAUUUCACAUCGAUGAGGCUUCUGUAUCUUUUAUCCAUAUAUAUAUUUCAUUCUGUCAAGACUUUGACAAUGUUUACUUGUACUUCAGAAAAACGGCUUAUUUCAGGGUUUGCCAGAAAGUGGUGUUUAAACGUCACGUAAACGCAGAUUCAGCCGUUUAAGGGAUUUAAGGCUGUGAAGAGAAAGUGCUUUAACACACAGUUUCAUUUAGAGAACCAGCUUAUGUGUCUAUGUUAAUGCAUAAGUGGCAUUCUGAUUGAAGAAGGCAAAUGUGCGUAUGUGCUCAAAUGCGUCGGGGGAACUCCGAAGUCUGAUUUAAAGGGAAACCCCGAUUGCAGCACAACGUAUCUGUCUCAAGUAUCUUCUGGAGUAUGUGUAAAUGAGGUGUUAUAAUUUGAUAUCUGCAGAAAUUAUUACUCCACCCCCUGUGUAAUGUCAUUAACGACAGCUUUAUAUUGUUGAACCAACGUGGUUCGAUUGACGGAAGUGCGACAUAGUUACUACGGUUUUGAGAAACAUUUGUGACCAGCUAGUUAAUUUCUCCAACGAUGCAUCAUACUAUGAUGAAUAAGCAGUGAGUUAGGUAGUUGCACGGGAAACACACCCCUUGUCAGGAUGCUCAAACAAACAGAGCAAUGUUUUGGUAGCGCCACAGAGCCAAUGUUGACACUUUUCCGGGUAAUCAUCCUAUGAAUGCCUUACUUAUAGUUGUCUCUGCAUAUUAACAUGGAUUAGAGAAAACAUUUUAACAUCGAAAAAAAUUAAACACUUCAGCUUUAAAGGAAGGUCAUUUUUAAGGACAGGCACAACUGUUGCAAAUGUGCAAUGAUUCUGAUGAUCUUAUGAUGGUAAUGAAGACUUUGUUUUCCACAUAAAAUCGCAUCUGGAAUGUUCAUGUCAGUGAAAGGAUGAUAAGAGCUUUGAGUAUUGACUCCACUGUGUAAACUGCAAAUAGUACACUGGAUUGCAAGCACAUAAAGCAUCCUAAAUUCAAUAGGAAAAUGCAGUAAAUGUGAACUAGAAAGCAGAAUACAUGCAGUAAAGGCACAAUACACAUUACUUACUGUACAGUGACAUCACCCAGGUAAUAUGGGGGUAUUUCCUUGUAUCCAUUUGUAUUAUCAAAAUGAGGUAUAUUUGCUCUUUAAAAGCUCUUCUAUUUACUGUCACGGUGAACUCAUCUGUCUCUUUUGAAUUGAAAUUGAAAAAUGUUCAUUGUUAAUGCUUUCAAUCUUGUCUCUAUUUCAGGGAGUUCAUUUUUUUAAAAUAAUAAUAUAAUUUAUUAAAAUAUUGUAUAAUGUACAGUAUAUAGGCCCACAAAUUGUUGCAGGCUAAAAAGUGAUGUUCUAUAACAGCUCCUAAUGCUAUUUCUUCCAAUGUCUAUAUCUAAGCUCUGAAAAUGUUUAACAUUUGAAGUUUUAAUAAGCCAAAGUGCAUCAUGAUUGGAGAUGAUGCUUGGAACUGCUUCUGUGUCAUGCAGACCCAUGGCCAUCUAAACCUGGCACAAACCACACAAACACACAACACGUAUACUUUAUUGAACAUGUCAUCCAGGCUGUGGUAGGGUCCUGUUACCCCAAAUGUCAGACUGCAAGUCUUUCACUGGACUUUGUUACUGAAAAAAUAUUAAACAUUUUACUUUUUAUGAAUUACUCUUGAGUUAAGUUUGUUUCAAGGAAAGAAGACAAGAAACACUAAAAAAAUGUAAUUAUAUAGUUUGCUUAACUGUAUCUUUAGGAGCAUAAUACAACUCAUAAAUAACAAGUGAUUGUAUGUAAGAGGUACACACAUUUUUCUCUUAAAAAUUUUACACUUAAAAAAUAUCUCUAAAUGAUACACACAUGUAGCGGGUCACCUCAGGGGGCAGAAUGAAUACGAUUCACUUUAUCUUGGUAACCCCCCUAUUAUUGGACACUUUCAUUAACAGAAUAAAUUAAUAUGACUGAAUAGAGCAUUUCUAUAGUAGCUUCAGUAUAUCUAAACUGUUGCUUUUGCGUGAUACUGCAUCCAUGCUGCUAGAUCCAUGCUGCUUAGUAAACUUUAUGCCCAAGACUACUACCAUAUUGGCCAGUACAAUAUUAACUAAAAAUUAUUGAGUGAAUUUUAAAGAAUUCUUCCACAUCAUCUGAAUUUUUAAGUAUAAAAUGGAACAAAAACAUAUUAAAUCAGUCCUGUUUCCAUGCACUUGCAAGAAAAUAAAAGGCCACCUGGAAUGUGUAUCAAGACAAAAGAUGCAUGUCUAAAUCCUGGAAUAAUAUUCACAACAUAAUGUUGCAUGUGAAUACCAGGGACAGUGCCCGAAAAGAAGAAAGAGGCAGCAAUGCUUAUGAAACUCCCUGUAGGGAAAGAGCUUCUCAUAACAUCCGACUUCAAGCCAAGGCCCCAGAUGCUUUCCAAACUGGGAGGACUGCACAUGCUUUACUGGGCAUCCAAGCGCGAGGAGCCUGCUGUUCUCACAAUCUCAUUGAGGAAAUGAGCAGGUCGAGGAACUGACACCUCCCUAAGAGACAGAAAGACAGAGAGAGAGAAGAGAGGUUACAGAACCAUCUGCCAUUUUCCAAACCUGUGCUCACAUGACCCUCUU
Myxocyprinus asiaticus (Chinese sucker) is the source of this 5078-nucleotide messenger RNA. Its product is annotated as zinc finger protein DPF3. Gene Ontology annotation, biological process: nervous system development. The transcript has 10 exons. Gene Ontology annotation, cellular component: nucleus; nBAF complex. Lineage: Eukaryota; Metazoa; Chordata; Actinopteri; Cypriniformes; Catostomidae. The record is from RefSeq and is a predicted model, not a curated record. The coding region runs from base 257 to 1333 and encodes 358 amino acids.